This is a messenger RNA of Lodderomyces margitis, 2037 nucleotides long. It is a transcript of the gene DSE1, whose product is annotated as Dse1p. The record is from RefSeq and is a predicted model, not a curated record. NCBI's taxonomy places the organism in Eukaryota, Fungi, Ascomycota, Pichiomycetes, Serinales, Debaryomycetaceae. The coding region runs from base 1 to 2037 and encodes 678 amino acids. Gene Ontology annotation, molecular function: protein binding. Gene Ontology annotation, cellular component: nuclear pore outer ring. The transcript has a single exon.
AUGACAGAUUACUACGAACCAACCUUGUUGUUCAGACAAAAUGCCAUAAGAAGAUUCAAUCCCAGCUUAUCACCCAUCUCUAGUGUACUAAGUUUAGUUGAGGAUUCAAGCACAUCUCAAUCCUCGUUAAGCUCGCCAUACCUUGACAAAACAACAACCGACACCACAUCGUCAUCUUGGUUGCUCAAUUUACAUAAUGAUAAAGAUACCCAAGUAUUGAGUAAAAGCUGUUCUUUGAAUCGAACAAAUAUCAAGUCGAAUUAUUGGAAAAUUCCCGAUAACAAUAUGAAUUUGACAUCAAUGUGUGUUAAACAUCAAUCGAUGCAAAAUCCUUUAUUGGCAAUUUCACUGAAUAAUUAUGAUAGCAAUUUAUUCAUCUAUGAAAUCAAUCUAGAUUCAAAUCAUUUAAUUCAUCAUUCAACUAUUAGUUUGUCAAAUAUUCAUAAUAUGAAGUGGAUUAACAACACGAACACCACCAACGAUAAGAAUUACCUUGUUACUGGGAAUAACAAGGGGUAUGCCCAUUUAGUAGCCAUGCCUGAGAUUGGACAAGUUUCUGGUGAUGAUCAAGAUUUGUACUCAGCUGAGAUUUGCAAGCGAUUUAAUCAUAGAAAACACAUCAAGGAUAAAAAUAAAGCAGCCGCCAUGUUACCAAUCAAGAAGCUAGACCUAUUCAACAGCGACAAGGAGAUGAUUUCAAUAUAUGAUGACUAUCUAUUUCAUUGGGAUAUCAUGAAUUCAGAAUCGCAGCAAAGACCACAACCGAUAUCAAUUACGACUGUUGCUGGAAUAAAGAAUUUUGACGUAUUACCACACAACAAUACCACGUUGAGUAUAUGUGGGAAAUUUGGUAUCUCAUUGUUUGACACAAGAGAUUCUAAGUUUAGCAUUCCCAUGUCAUCGUCGUUGACAAGGAAUUAUCGUCAAUUGUCGGGUAAUAUUGUCAAAUGGAAUCCAGAUAACGACAAUAUAUUAGCUGUAGGACACGGCGAUGGUGUUGUUCGAUUAUGGGAUAUACGAAAGCAAGACUAUUUCACCAGUUUGCAUGGACAUUCACAUCGUUCGAACUUGAAUCAAGUAACUAGUAUUGAAUGGGACCGCAAUGAUUUAUUUACAGGAGGUCAAGAUGGUAAUAUAAUACACUGGGACCUCACUUCAGAUGUUAGCAUAGAUGAAAUUGGCCAUAUGAAUUGCGGAUUAAGAGAAGGGUUGGAUAGUUUUACAUUUAACGAAAAAGCAAAUUCAUUAGAAGUUGACGUGAAUCAGAGACAAUGUGGAACUGUUUUACCGGCAUCCAAUACCAAUGUCGUUGGCAUGUGCUCUGUUGCUAAUGACAGUAAUGAAAUCAAGAUUAUGUCGAUUGAUGGGUCUUCAUUCCUUGGUGUACAUUCUCAAGUGAAAGAGGCAAUCAAGUUGAAUAUCAAUCCCGAUAAGUUGUACUAUACUGAGGAAGAUAUAGAGGAGUUGUUGCAAUAUGAGAGAUCAAUCAACAAUAGCAAAGAAGAUUUGGCAAGAUCCGGCUCGCAAGAAAGCUUAAUUGAGUCGGAACUGCCCUUGAUGAUACGGAGAAAGCCAACUUUUAUCAGCAUCAAGAGCUUUGAUUUGACACCUACAGAACAAGAGCAAGAGCAAGAGCAGAUGCUGGGCUCCGAAACUGAAAUUGAACCAGAUAAUUUGGAAGUCACGUUACUUCCAUCCCCUAAAUUCAACCAAUUUGCCAUUGAAGAUGCUAUAUCAGUAGAUGAUUUUGAUUUUACAUUGAAUAACACGUCUGAGUCGGAAGUAUCAAGUCCAGAUUCACCGCAACAUUCAUCAGUUAAUGAUUCAAUGGACUCUUUGUCUACAAUAGCAACAGAUGUGGAUGCUAUGAUCGCGCAUGAAAAGGGAAAUGAGAAACAGGGGGUGGUGGCCAAGCUCGCAGUGAUGAAUAAUACAAAGGAACACUCUUUAUACAAGACCUAUUCAGGACAUGACUUGAAAAACUACAAGUAUAGUGAUAUUUUCCGAUCACUCGAUAAUUUGAAUUUGUCGUACUAG